Messenger RNA from Dicentrarchus labrax (European seabass), 10360 nucleotides. RefSeq lists its product as uncharacterized. NCBI's taxonomy places the organism in Eukaryota, Metazoa, Chordata, Actinopteri, Moronidae. The record is from RefSeq and is a predicted model, not a curated record. The transcript has 13 exons. Bases 290 to 1711 code for a protein of 473 amino acids.
UUGAAAUAGGCGAAAAUGGCAAAAUAUUAUUGAAAUGUAAGACUUGCAAUAACGGAAUUACUUGAAAUGUUAGUGUUUCUGUAGAAAAACGUAUUAUUAUUUCACAUUGAGCUUGUUUAGAGGAGCCACAAACAAUAACAAGACAGCUGCUGCACUGGUGGUGUCCAUGUUCUUUCCGACUCGUAAUGCCCAAAGACAAACUGGAACACUACAAGCCAGGCAAUGACGUCACGUUCUCGUGGCAGAGCAACUCGGAUUCCGAGUUCACGAGACAAAUGGAAAGCAGCAUAUGUGCCGCAGCCAUGACAGUGAACGUGAACGCCGCUUUACGGCAGCUGCAUUUACGUCAGCCGGCCGGCGUACAGACAGUAAACAGACUAUGCCACGUGGCAAGUCCUUUCGUAGCUCUGAGGCUGCUCGGAGGAGAGAGGCAGAGCGCGAGAAGGUUAACGUGGAACCUCAGUGGCCCAAUCGCCGUGGCACUGGUACACGCUAUCGUGUGAGGAAAUGGCCAGUUUCAGUCACAGGCCGCCAACACAAGCUGGUCAUCCCAGCUGAGUCUCCUGAUAAGAAGUUUGUUCUUAUUGUAGGAGCGUCUCAACUGCGCUCCAUUGCAGACGGGAUCGUGCCGAUGCCACAGGGAAUGCUUUCCUUUGGUGUCAUGUCCACACCCGGGGCCUGUGCGUCCGACCUGAGGACUGAGUUACUUAACGCUGACGUACUUCGGACCCCGGACGCAGUCUGCAUCAUGGCCCCCAGCAACAACCUGACAGCCAGCCGGACCCCCCUUGAGGCAGGAGCUGACUUCCAGAAGCUCCUGUACAGUGCCCGCAGUCGUUGGCCCAACGUCUUUGUCUUGGACUUUGUGCCAUGUCUGACUGUUGAUCCUCAGCUACAAGAGUUCAUGCGUCAAGAGUUCCAUCGAGUGGCAGCAAGAAUGGGUAUCAAGUACUUCUCGUCUUCUGGCCACUUCCAUUUGAACAACGUGGACCUGUGGAGCCCAGAUGGUGUUCACUUGAGUGAUGGCGAAGGCAUGGUGGUCCUCGCUCGUUUGCUGUGGGCUGCAGCUUACGAGUCACUGGAGGCGCCUGUACCGAAACCGCAGGCCGCUCCCAGGAGAUCAUUGCCUGUUCGUCACAUCACUCCAAGGGUCGUUGUGAGGGGAGAGGUCAUUGUGCCUCGCCCCUCUAACCCUUAUGAGUGGACGUCUGUGGAGAGGGGCAGGAAGAGGAACGUACAGGUACCUGAGGAACCUGCACAGUCCUCUGGUGCACCGAAAAAGAUGAAGGUUCAACAGCAGUUUGUUGCUACUCCUGUCGCGCUGAAGGAGUGCUUCAUCCCGCUGAACCCCGUGAGGUUCAGCAGUUCCAUGUUGGCUGUCAUGGAUGCUGUUGUCCCUUCCUAUCUUCCUACCCCUGAGUACACCGCUGUUCCACAUGACGAAACAAAACCUGUCGUGGAACGUAGGCGGAAAGCUGUUGCCUGCAAGAGGAGACCUGCAAAGCGCCAGGUUGAGGCAACACCCAGUGUUGUGGAGGUGUGUCCCCGUCCCACACCUGCCAGUCCUGUGAAAGUGGUUGCUGCUGCUGCAGAGGCUCAGGUGACACCAUGCAUGGUGAACACAUCCCCAGAGCCUUCACCUGCCACGGCUGUGGAAGUGGUUGCUGUCAUAUCACACAUUUCACAAAUGUGUUUUAAAUGGCCCCGGUGACACCAGGCGUGGUGGAUGCCUUCCCAGAGCCAUCACCUGCCACAGCUGACGAGGAGGAAGUCAGCACACCAAGAUCUGUCAAAGAUGAGUAUGACGCUAACCCAAUUUCUUGCAGGUGUUUAGAAAACGAGCCAAUAGUACUAGUAGUUUCCGGUAAACUCAGAGCAGCACCAUUAACUCAGGAUGUAAAUGUAUCAAUAGCGGUAGUGCUGUAGCUGCGAUAAAACAUGUAAUUGCUCCGGUUUGUACAUGGCGAGGGAAAGAUAUUGAUGAUAUCUGUGCAGAAGGCAACAAGUUGGCCAGUUUAGUUGCUGAAGGAAGCCAGGACAGUGUUGAGAUUAAACUGUGUAAGUUGAUUGAACAGGGUAGUGUGUUUGGCAGGAAGUGGAAGGUAGACGUUACCUCGCCAGUGUACGGAGAUUUUGGGUUUUUGGAUAACGACAGUGUGAUGUAUGAACCGCUACAGGAAACUUUGCCGAGUGAUGGAAUGUGUUUGUUGAACCUCCAAGGUUCAGUCAGUGCGAUUAUUCAUCACAAUAAGUACUUUGUGGUAGUUGAUUCUGGGACUCGUGAUGCAUCUGGGCUGGCAUCUAAUUUUGGCAGAUAUGUAGCUGUUUUCAACACAUCCGUGCUUGACCUGAUGUAUCAUAUCAGACAUCUUAAGAGGUCUUUGGGUGCAGAGUGGUAUGGCAUUAGCAGCGUGUCUGUGAAGGCAGGUUUAGUUGAUCCUGACAUUGACAGUGCUACAUUGCUGACAGAUGUAGAUGUUGAUGUCACAGUUGCAACUGCAGCUGUAGUCGAGGGUGGCAGUUCAGAGUAAUGCAAGUUCUGUCAGGGGAUCUUUCCAUCAGGCAGAUCCUCGGUUUCAACACGCUGGAGUUCAGUGUAUGGCUAUCAGUUUGGUAGCAGUAGCAAAACACUCCAUUGAUAGCGUGUUUUCAUGGCAGACCAACAGUCUGGACAAGGUUGUUGUGUUAGGUAAUAAGCUCUACAAUACAUUGAGGGACAGUAAUGUGACCAGUGAGGUUUCGGAACUGCUUAGUGUUCCAGAUUUGCCCCGACAGUCUGUUAUUGAUGGACAGACAUUUGACUUUGAGUACGGGGAUUGUGUUUCUGGAUAUAUUGAUGUAGUGACAGGUGAUCUGAUUGAUGCUGGUGUAAUCACCAGUCUCAGAUCUGGAUUAGAUAAGAUGUUUAGUAAAUAUCACACAUGUUUUCUGACAUUGGGUGGAAAUACAUGUGCAAUCAUUGGUGAAGGUGGUCGUUUUGCUGUGGUUGAUUCGCAUGCGCGCAGUGCGGAUGGGAUAGUGGAUGGGGAAGGGAAAAGUGUUGUUGUGUAUUUCACUUGCCUAGAUGAUGUUUUUGGGCACAUCUGCAAAUUUGCAACAGCAUUAAAACCUCCCAAACAGUUUGAGAUUGCUGGUGUUUGUGUAAUCCCCAGAUGUCCAGUUCCACCCAGUAAUUCGUUAUCCGGUCCAAAGGUAGUAGUAGAACGCAGGGCAAGUCAGUCGGGUUGUAGUUUACCUGUUCAGCCAACGGUUGGCUGCACAAGUAUUAGGCGUAAAACAUCAAGUAGUGUGUCUUCAUCAAAUAAGUUAAAAAACAGUGAUUUUGCUGCAGUUGAUUCAGAUGUGGUUUUUGUAGCUGAUAUUGUGAGUGAAGGGCUCCAGUUUAAUCCACUUUGUGGGGAAGUUGUAGACAUUCUGUGCAAACGGUUAAAUGUUGAGUCAGAGAAAGUAGAUUUAGUUUCUACAGAAGUUGGUCCGUUGGGUGCUCCUUGUCUGAAGGAGAAAAUAGUUGGGGAUGGUAACUGUUUCUUUAGAGCAGUUAGUCAGGCUGUGUCACACAAAGUAUCACAGGAAAAUUAGACUUGCAUUAGUUAAGCAUUUGAAAGCUAAUGGUGGUAUUUUGAGAACUGAGUAUUCUUCAAUGGAGGAAUAUCUCAGUGUGUCAAACAUGGCCUAUGUCGGUAGUUGGGCCACUGAAGUGGAGAUUCAAGCAGCAGCAGAUUUUCUGGGAGUUAGUAUAUUCACUUACUGUGACAAUCGCUGGCUUGAAUAUAGUUGUAAGUACAGACCGUUGUCAAAUCAGGGAAUUUAUUUAGAAAAUUGCAAUGGUAACCAUUAUGAGACUGUUGUUUGUGUUCAGCAGCCAAACGUGCAGUCUUGCUAUGGGUAUUGCAAAGUGGGUGGGUCUAGGUACAAUUUCCGAGAGCGUAGUGUUUGUGCAGACACUUUGACUUCAGUUGCUUCGUCAAGUUGUAAAGCUAAAGUAGAAAUUAUUGAACAAAAUGUAAUGGAACAGCAGUGUAGUACAUUAUCUGUAAAAGCCCAAUCCCCAAAUAAGUACUUUGUAAGGAAAAAGAAGUUACAGAAACAAAUCAAAUAUCAGUAAAACAGGCAAACAUUUCUCGAAAAGAUGAAAAUGAAUUAUCAGGAAAAAAAUUGGUUCAAGUAAAAAUUGAAGGAAAUGAGUAAAAAUAAAUAUUGGACAAAUGUUUCACACAGGGACAGAGUAAAGAGAAUGAGUAGAACUAAAUAUCGGACAAAUGUUUCACACAGGGACAGAGUAAAGAAAUUGGGUACAAUAAAAUACCAGACAAAUCUUUCACACAGGGACAGAGUAAAGAGAAUGCGUACAAUAAAAUACCGUCAAAAUCUUCAGCAUAGGCAGCGUGUUAUUGCACGUACCAAAUUGAGGAUGCAAUGUAUAAAAGCAACAUUGAAUGAGUUUGAUUUAGUUAUGAAGCAGUUUUUGGCUAAAGUAAAUGAUGGCCCGGAUUUUGUCUGUUGUGUGUGCUUUAGAGGGUUGUUUCGUCAUCAAGUUUUAACUUGUAGAAGGAAGGAUUAUAGUAGAAGAAAAGAAAUCGGUUUAAUUGCAGAUAGAUGUAUUAGUGAAGAGUAUUUGCAUAAAUGUAGUACAGAUUGUGUAUUGCCAUGUCAGUGGUUAGAUACAGCUAGGGGUCAGUUGUGGAUUUGUUUCAGCUGUCACAAUAAAAUUAGUAGAGGUAUUACGCCACCUGAAUCUGCUUUAAAUAAUUUGGCAACGUGUUGUAUUCCACCAGAAUUGGCAUGCUUGAAUACUUUAGAGCAACAUUUAAUUGCGCUGCAUAUUCCAUUCAUGAAGCUACUGGUGUUGCCUAAAGGUGGGCAAAAUGGCGUCCAUGGGCCUGUAACGUGUGUUCCUGCUAAUAUUGUGCAGACGAGCAAUUUGCGGCCGUGGUUGGACAUGGAUGGAUCUUUGCUACCUGUCAAACUGAAGCGCAAGCUUACAUACAAAGGGCAUUAUGAGUACCAGUUUGUUAAUACUAUGCGCAUCAAGCAGGCUUUGCAGGAUUUGAAACAGACUAAUGUAUAUUAUAAGGAUGUAGAUUUUAAUGAAGUGUGGUUAAAUGAGUUUUGUAGGGAACAAGAGAGUGUGGCAGAACAGGAUAGUACAGCAGUAGAUGGUAAUGGUAAUGAUGACAGUAUUGCUGCUGCAGAGGAAGGUGAGCUUCUGCAUGACAGACAACAACAUUGUAUGUUUCAGGACACCUGUCUUAUGCCUGUUGACAUUGGUCAAGAAGCACUUGAUCAAUAUUUUGACUAAACUAAACAAUUAAAUUUAGCUCCAGCAGAAGGCAACACUCCUGUCAAGUUGUUGUCUGAUCAUUCAAAUGAAGCAAAAUGUUUCCCGGCGGGAUCUGGGACGUACCAUGACAGCAGACCUCAUCGCUUGACUUUGUGCCGUUAUUUUAAUAAUCGUAUUUUACAUGCUGAUAGUAGAUUUGCACAAAAUGUUGAUUAUAUCUUAUUUGCUCAGUACAUGUCUGAGGUUCAACAGGUUAUGUCAAAUGUAUCAAUAGCAAUACGGAAGGGAAAAGGAGGGCAAUUUAAAAAAAUAACCACUAAUGUAUUAAAUGAUGAGGAACAAUUAAAGCAGUUGUUGCAGUUUGAUGAUGGGUAUCGCUUUCUUAAACCUAUUAGAGGUACCCCAUCUUUUUGGCAGGGCGUGCAGCGGGAUUUGUUAGCUUGUGUUCGUCAGCUGGGGAUCCCAACGUGGUUUUGUUCUUUUUCUUCUGCUGAUAUGCGGUGGAAGAAUCUUUUGAAUAGCAUUUUGAAACAGGAAGGUAGGACAGAGACGGCCGAAGAGCUGGAGUGGGCAGAUAGAUGUGAACUUUUGCGGCGUUAUCCCAUUACUGCAGCGAUGAUGUUUGAUUUUCGCUGGCAUUGUUUUUUGAAAGAGGUUUUAAUGUCUCCAUCUAAUCCCAUUGGCAAAAUAAUAGAUUACUUCUAUAGGGUUGAAUUCCAGCAACGUGGUUCACCACAUGUUCACUGCCUGUUUUGGAUAGAAAAUGCGCCAAUAAUUGAUAAAAAUACUGAUGAAGAGGUAAUUCAAGACGAGGAGGAGGAUAAAACAUGCACAUGUCAGAAAGAGCACAAAAAUUGGCAGAUUGUGCAUGCAAAAUUAGGAAACAGAAAAAAUUAGAACAAAAAGCAAUGGCAGUGAACAUUACAACAAAAAUUAAAAUCGCCCUUUCAGAUGACAAUGCCAGUUUUGACAGUGUAGAGCAAUUGUUUAGUCAUUUACGCAUAAAUCAAAGGAUAUUUGAGAAAGUGUACAAUAUUUGCGCUAAGAUGACGCACGUUGUUUUAAGAAGGCAAGCUAAUGAGGUUUGGAUUAAUCAAUAUAGCAAACCACUUUUAAAAUAUUGGAAUGCGAAUAUUGAUAUCCAAUAUGUUGUUGACGCUUAUGCUUGUGUAGUGUACAUUAUUUCCUACAUUUCAAAAGCAGAGCGUGAGAUGGGAUUAUUAUUAGGGAAUGCACAAAGGGAAGCAGCUAGAGAGGGAAAUGGCAGUGCUAAAGACGCGCUUAAAAAUUUAGGAAGUGUGUAUUUACACAAUAGAGAUGUGUCUGCACAAGAGGCUGUCUACAGGUUGACUAGCAUGCGUCUGAAGGAGUGUUCUAGGAAAGUUGUUUUUGUUCCUGUCGGGGAUAGCACUGUUAAAAUGAGUUUGCCUUUAUCUGUGUUAAAACAAAAGGCAUCAUCACAUGACCUUACCACAGAUGAUAUGUGGAUGACUAGUUCUGUUGACAGAUAUAAGAAUAGGCCUUAAUGAUAUGUGUAUGGCAACAUUUGCCUCAGAGUAACGUGUUUUGAGCAAAUCCGAGAUGUCUGUCAACAGGAUAGAACUAGAGAACAGUUGUGGUUUCAUUUUGAAAAGAAUACGUUCCGAACCUGCAGUUGUUCGUUAUGCUCGCUUUUCAGAAACAAAGAGUUAUGCAGUUGUUCUUACCGUUUCGCACAGAUGUGCACCUGAAACCGCCAGGGUUCGCAACGUUUGAACAAUUCUAUAGUCAUGGUCAUGUGACAUUAAAUGAUGGAUUGCUGCAUUCAGUUAAGUCAAUUGUCGAUUCAAAUCGCAGCAGAUUUGAAAUCGAUGCUGAAGAGUUGGAUAAUAUCCAGAAUUCAGUUGACGCUGAUGCAGUUCUAGAAGACGCCUGGUGUGACCUCUGCCCGGAGCAAGAACAGGAGCGUCUACAGUGUUUGGAAGAACGUAGGGAGAGUGAACAACCUUCAGAUGAGCCUGUAGAAAGUAUUCCAGAUUUAGCAGUUAGUAAUAGAGAAGUUUCUCAUUUAAAGAAAAGGCAGAAUGUCCUGUGCAGAAGUGAUGGCUUGGCCUUAAUUAGAUCACUUAAUGAAACGCCAGCUGUCUAUAUUCUACCAGAUUAGACAGUGGUGUUUGAGUAAAGUUAAUGGUGAAAAAAUAGCUCCGUUGCGCGUUUUUGUUACAGGUGGUGCAGGGACAGGUAAAAGCCACUUAAUAAAGGCUAUUCAGUAUGAGGCAAUGAGGUUGUUGUCAAGAGGGUGUCGCAAUCCGGACGACAUUUGCGUUUUGCUAACUGCUCCUACGGGGAUAGCUGCACACAAUUUACAUGCAGGUGCUAUUCACACUUCAUUUGGCAUUGGUAAAGAUGUACGCUUGCCUUACACACCACUGGGUGAGGAAAAGCUCAAUUCUUUAUGUGCUAAAUAUAGUAACUUGCAGAUUUUGAUAAUUGAUGAAAUCUCCAUGGUUGAUCAUAAACUAUUGGCCUACAUCGAUGGACGUUUAAGACAAAUUAAACAGUGUGGUGACUAUUCCCCGUUUGGAUAUGUUAGCAUAAUUGCAGUUGGGGAUUUUUAUCAGUUGCCUCCAGUGAAAGGGAAAGCAUUGUAUUUAGAUGAUGAUCAGUGUUGGCUUGUGGACUCAGAUUGUAGAACUAAAAACUGUAGUCCGACAAAAAGAUGUUGUGUUUGCGGAGUUGUUGAACAGAGUGAGAACUCGUUCAAAAGGGACCCCAAUGCUGGAUUCGGAUGUCCAAUUACUAAAGCGUUGUGAAACCGGUGAAGUCAGCUCAGCUUUACACAUUUUUCCUACCAACAGACAAGUAAAUGAGCAAAACAGUUAUUCGAGAGUUGUCCUGAAUAUGUUAAGAUAGAGGCAAAAUAUUUAGUAAAUAGUAAGAAAACAGGCAAGCUUGAGUUGAAGGAAGGACAUCAUAGCAGAACAUAUGAUACAUGUCUGGAUGAGACCCUGCUUUUGGGAGUAGAUGCUCGUGUAAUGCUGUUAAAAAAUCUGGAUGUCGACAAUGGUUUUAGUGAACGGUGUGUGCGGCACAAUCACACAUAGUUUAUCCAGAUGAUGAUGAUAAGUUCCCACAGAUGAUUUAUGUUAAGUCUGAUGAUCAUCGGGUGGGAACACAAAGGAGGAAACGCUCAGCAUUUGCCUCCGCUGUUGAAAUAGGUUCCACGGGCAUUGAACCAGAAGAGGAAAGGGUGACUAAACAUGGUGGAUUACGUCGGCAAUUUCCGCUAAAGCUUGCCUGGGCUUGUACAGUCCAUAAAGUCCAAGGACUUACUGUAGAUAAAGCCGUAGUUUCGCUAAAGAAAAUCUUUGCAGCUGGUCAAGCAUAUGUGGCUUUAAGUCGAGUUAGAGGUUUGUCUGGUUUAGUUAUUCAGGAUUUUGACGAGAAAGCCAUAUACUGCAAAGACAACAUUCAGGAUGCAAUUGCAACAAUGCCUCCCUUCUUGGCGACACAGGCACAGAUUACAGGUUGUAAUUUCACUACACCACCUUUUAAUGUGUUUUUGACCAAUGUGCAAAAUUUGACUCAACAUGUAACUGAUUUGGCUUUGUGUACACAGCAUCUGCAGCUUAACUGUAUUGCUGUUACUGAAACAUGGCUGCCUGCAGUUUCCUCAUUGGAGACUGUAAAAAUGGAUGGUUAUGCUUUUCACAAUCAUCCAAGGAGUUUGUCCUACAAUAGCAGCAACCCCUUUUUCAACAAGCAACAACAGAAAAGGGCACAUUAAUUGAUCAUGUGUAUGUGAAAACAUCACAUUAUGAUGUACAGUCUGUUGUCUUGCCCACAUAUUUCAGUGACCAUGAAGGGAUUAUAUGUUCUUUUACAUCUAGGAGUUUGGAACAGGGACAACUUGAAUAACUGUAAAAUGUGUUUUAUGGAAUCUUUUAAAUUAAUAUAUAAUGUGUACAUAAUAAUUUAUAUUUAUGAAUUUUGUAAUCUUAAUUUAUAAUAAUGUAGUAAUGUGUGUUAAGGUUUCUUUUCCUGCAUUACAACAGCAUUUAUUAAUAAAUAUCUCAAACAUUAACCACUCAAAACUGCACAAACUGCAAAGUUAUCCACAAUUGGCUAAAAACGUAAAGUACAAUUAUGCCAUGAAAUGCUGGCACUUCUAUGCUGUUGCUAGUUUUGCUUUACCUUCAUGUAGUGUCAGAAAGCAAAAGAUACUGGUAAUGGUACUCCUGGUUUACUGGGAUGGGGUUCAAUUCCCUGCGGUGUCCUGCUGAUUUUUUUUUACAUUUACAUCAAAGCCCAUAUUUGUAACUCAAAACUAUAUAUAAAAAUCCUAAAUGUCAUGUUACUAACGUGUGCUUCUUCCCUGCAGUUUUUGUGCCUUUUUGUCUAACAGAUUCUCAUGGAUACUGGUUGUGCCUGCUGCUGUGAUCCUGCUUGACACCCACUGCUAAUAUUAUUGUUAUUAUCAUCAUAUUUUUUUAUGGCUGUUUAUGUUGUCAUUUUCAUCAGCGUUAUCAUUAUUACUCAUACUAUUAUAGUUGUUAUUGUUACUAUUGCUGUUGCUAUGCAUCUCUUUCUCUCUCAGUAUAGAUCUUUCUGUCUGUACCUGAGAGACAUACUCUAUUUAAACUUGUCAGUCUGUGAUAACUAUUAUGAUGUUGCAAUAUACAAAUAGAAUUCAAUUGAAAUUCAAUUGGUUUUGGUUUCUGUUCCUACAUGACAACUCCAUUUAUAACAGUACAAAUUACAUAGUUAUCCAAAUUUGUAUUCUGUAAUAUUAAAUGCUGUCUCUUAUAUGCUGUUGCUUAUUCAGGUUUUCCCAUACCUUCCUUUGUUUAGGCAUUUACAUGAAAUUUUACACUAGUAAUGGGUUAUGUACUUCCUGUUACUACUACCACUACUGUUUGGUUAUUGGUCCAAGAGGCCUUUUUGCUUGUCUGAUCAUGGCACAUGUGAGUACCAAUUUUGGUGGAGAUUGGAUAAAGUACACUGUAAUUAUGACAACUUCCAGUUGCCACUAGGUGGCGCUAUCACUAUUACUGAAUAUGAUCACAUAGAUGUGACUUAUAAAUAAAUAUAUCAACCAUA